AUGUCUCGUGCUUUUGCUGCCCUUGCGGCCUCUGCAGCUGUCUUUACAUCGCAGUCCAAAAUUCUUUGCGAGCCAAAAAGAUCCUUCUACGAGGACGAGAAAGACGUUGUUCCCGUUCCAGGAACCAUAAUUCCAUCCACAGACUCCAACGUGGAGUUGAUGGGACCUCGCCUGGUUGUCAAUGGAGUCACUAUCAGAUCUACCUCGGGACUUGAAGGUGUCUUUCGUUCUGUACGUGAGACAUUGUUUGGAGCAUACACUUCCACACAAGAAUACUUGAAUGAAGGUAAGGCUAAGGUUUACGACAUUGAGAGAAACGUUACGGGAACGGUGAGUGCAUUGCACAACAAGAGAGAAGACCUUUUGCCUAAUUCCAUCUACGUUGUGAUUGCCGGACUUUCAGGAAACAUUUUGGCCAGACAGAGAGGCAUUUUGGCCAGAACAUUCUUCCCUCUUGGACUUGGGUUGGCGGCGUUCAAGUACUUCUUGCCCGAGACUUUCAGCAACACCAUGGGCUUUGCAUGGAAGGUAGAGCAGCGCACAGUGCCUGAAAUUGCCAAUGGACAGGUUCGUGCUGUUGAAAAGGCAGGAGAUCUUGUUGAUCAGGUGGGACAGAAAGCAAAGUCUGGCCAACAAAAAGUCCACGCUGGUGUGGAGACAUUAAGACGCAAAAUCUCCGCGGUCACGGGACUCAACAUCGACGAGGAGGUGUCGAAGAAGUAG
Sungouiella intermedia is the source of this 723-nucleotide messenger RNA. NCBI's taxonomy places the organism in Eukaryota, Fungi, Ascomycota, Pichiomycetes, Serinales, Metschnikowiaceae. The record is from the annotation of a GenBank genome assembly.